AUGGCUCCCGGCGCCGCGCUCGUCGGCCCUCCCGUCGCCGUCGCCGUCGCCGUCGACACCGAGAUGGCGGACGCCACCAACCCCAAGGCCACGACCCCGUCCAAGCCCAAGGCCAAGGCCAAGGGCCAGGUAGUGUUCCCCGUCGACGACUCCAGCGACUUCGAGAUGGAGGACGCCGGCGUCUACGGGGCGGACACGAAGGCGCCUCCCCCGACAGGUCGCGCGCUCUCCUACACCUCGUCGGGCCACCCCUGCGUCGACUUCUUCUUCCAGGUCGUCCCCGGCGCCACCGCGGCCACCGACGUCGCCUCGCUCCUCAGCGUCGCCUGGGGCAACGACGAGCGCUCGGCGCGCACGGCGCUCCGGCUCGUCUGCCACCUCCGCGGCGUCCGCGGCCUCGGCAAGUCCGACAGGGACGGCUUCUACGCCGCCGCGCUCUGGAUGCACGCCAACCACCCGCUCACCCUCGCCGCCAACCUCCGCGUCUUCGCCAAGUUCGGCUGCUUCAAGGACCUCCUCGAGAUCGUCUACCGCGUCCUCCACGGCCCCCGCGACGAGCGCAAGGAGGAGACCCAGCCCGCCCCUGCCCGCAACGGCCACAAGCGGGGCCGCGGCGACGGCAAGGCCACCGCCGAGGCGAAGCGGAAGAAGGAGGUGGAGCACGCGCAGGUCACCAUGGCCCGCUACGCCUCGGACGACAAGUUCCGCCACCUCUACGACCGCGUCGCCGAGCUCUUCGCCGACCAGCUCAAGGCCGACCUCGAGCACCUGCGCGCGGGCGACACCGCCAAGAUCACGCUCGCCGCCAAGUGGUGCCCGUCGCUCCGCUCCUCGUACGACCGCUCCACGCUCAUCUGCGAGGCCAUCGCGCGCCGCAUGUUCCCGCGCGAGUCCACCCCGGAGUACCUCGUCAUGGCCGACAAGCACUACGCGUACCGCGUCCGCGACCGCCUCCGCCGCGAGGUGCAGGUGCCGCUGCGCAAGGCCCUGGAGCUCGCCGAGGUGUACAUGAGCGCGCAAAAGUGGGAGGACCUUCCCUACGCGCGCGUGUCGUCCCUGGCGAUGCGGCAGUACAAGGAGGCGUUCCAGAAGCACGACAAGUCGGGCGUCGCCGGCUUCUUCGACGAGGUGCGCGCCGGCCUGGCCAAGAUCCCGGCGGACGCGCUGCUGCCGCACGAAAUCGUGGCGGCCGCGCUCAAGGGCGAGCACGACGAGGCCGCGGAGCUCCAGUGGCGCCACAUGGUGUCGACCCUGGCGUCCGAGGGCCGCCUCUCCAACUGCAUCGCCAUGUGCGCCCUGUCCAGCUCGGCCGAGAAGCCGCCCGCGUCCGUGGCCAUCGCGCUGGGGCUCCUCGUCUCGGAGCUCAGCCAGGAGCCGUGGAAGGGGCGGGUCAUCACCUUCGACACCGCCACGCACCAGCUGCACAAGGUGCGCGGCACCUCGCUGGUGGAGAAGCUGCGGCCGCUGGCCGCCGUGCGGGCCCAGAAGGGCGCCAACCUGCAGGCCGUCUUCAACAAGAUCCUGAACGUGGCGGUGGCGGGCAAGCUUGACAAGGAGAUGAUGGUGAAGCGCGUCUUCGUCCUGAGCGACAUGGAGUUCGACGGCUGGGUCGGCGGCGAGGCGUGGGUGUCGGAGCACGAGGCCAUCAGGAAGAAGUUCGAGGCCGAGGGCUUCGCCGUGCCGGAGGUCGUCUUCUGGAACGUCGGCACGUCCAAGGCGUCUGUGCCCGUGGUGGCGGCGCAGGUGGGCGUGGCGCUGGUCAGCGGGUACUCGAAGAACCUGGUGCGGCUGUUCCUGGAGGCGGACGGCGUGCUCACUCCCGCAGCCAUCAUGGCCGACGCCAUCUCCGGCCCCGAGUACGACGACCUCCAGGUGCUCGACUGA
Molecule: messenger RNA, 1884 nt
Organism: Lolium perenne
Lineage: Eukaryota; Viridiplantae; Streptophyta; Magnoliopsida; Poales; Poaceae
Source: RefSeq, a predicted model, not a curated record